Messenger RNA from Miscanthus lutarioriparius, 1086 nucleotides. Lineage: Eukaryota; Viridiplantae; Streptophyta; Magnoliopsida; Poales; Poaceae. The record is from the annotation of a GenBank genome assembly.
AUGUCAAUGGCGGCAGCCGCCGCCGCCGCCGCAGCAUCAUCCACGCUGCUGCGGGCAAGCAACAUCUCUGUCGCGCGCCCCGUCCCAGUCACCGCCGGUCAGCAGCUCAUCCCAAGCGGCGUUGCCUGCUGCAUCCGGACCGUGAGUGGGUGGAGAGCAGCGGUCGCGCACGCGGCAGCGGCAGGCGAUGGGGGUGCGCCGGCAGGUGCCCUUCCGGCGGCGCUGCUGUUCGAUUGCAACGGUGUGCUGGUGGACACCGAGAAGGACGGCCACCGCAUCUCCUUCAACGAAACAUUCGCCGAGAGGGAAUUAGGUGUGAGUUGGGAUGUUGAACUGUAUGGAGAAUUGCUCAAGAUAGGUGGUGGAAAGGAAAGGAUGACAGCUUACUUCAACCAGACAGGAUGGCCAGCUAAAGCACCAAAGACUGAUGAGGAAAGAAAGGAGUUCAUUGCUUCUCUUCACAAGAGGAAAACAGAAUUAUUCAUGGCCCUAAUUGAGAAAAAGUUGCUUCCUCUCCGUCCAGGUGUUCAAAGGUUAAUCGAUGAAGCUUUAGGAAAGGCAGUUAAAGUUGCAGUGUGCAGUACAUCAAAUGAGAAAGCUGUUUCAGCAAUAUUGUCAUACUUAUUAGGGCCUGAUAGAGGUGAAAAGAUUACCAUAUUUGCUGGAGAUGUGGUUCCUCGCAAAAAACCUGACCCCGCAAUCUACAUAUUAGCAGCAACUACACUCGGAGUUGAUCCACAAAGCUGUGUUGUUGUUGAAGACAGUACUAUAGGGCUUGCAGCGGCAAAAGCUGCCGGCAUGAAGUGUAUCGUAACAAAAAAGCGGAUGUACCAUAAAUAUGUUUUCAGCUACACUGCAGAAGAGGACUUUGAGACAGCGGAUGCUGUGUUCGAUUGCAUUGGUGACCCACCAGAAGUGCACUUCGAUUGGGAUUUCUGUGCCAACUUGCUCCAGAAACAAUAUAUGAUCAAAGAAAUCAAGGUUGAAGAAGGAGAUCAAUCAAGAGGUGAAGUGAAGCAAUCAGGGACUCAAGGUCAAGUGGAUUGUGGAGGGGUCAAGUAUUGCAAGAGAGGACCCAAGGAUUGA